AAAUGUUUCAGUGGGGAAAUAAGAUUCUAGCAUGUUACUUGAAAUCUCCGAGUUUAAUCCAGUUUAGUUUGACAGGCUCAGGCAGACAGCAAUACUUCUCCCUUUCAGUGCAGCAGCAACCACAGUUUCCUUUGUUUAAACGGAAGACAAGACGAGAAGCAGGUGCAUGCAAAAAAAAAAAAAAAAACAGUGCCAGCAGCACGAUGAGCCCCUACUUUACAACAAGUCCCGUACUUGAAGUUUGUUACUCAAGCUGAGUUUGGAAAUUAGAAACAUCUGGGGGAAAACAACUGGACGAGCAAUCAAAGAAGAGGAUCUAAUUGUUAAGAUGAACCAGGGACGCAUCACGAGGAUCUCAGUUUUGAAUUGAUGUUUUUCAUUUUUUGCAACAAUCUUUCAAGGGGAUUGUAAGUGGAUGAAGCGUUUCACACUGAACCCUAAAUGACUGGAAUCUGAUAAACAUCGACAACUUUCUCUUUUUGGGAGCUACAAUUUAGGAAAAAAUAAUUUCCUUGUUAACGGUCAGACAAUGGACUUCCUCCAUCCUUCAACAAGUGAAAACAUCCCACAAAAGACGAGCGGACGCUUCACUGUCCGUUCAGCUAACUCUCCCUCAUACAGUCUCACUCGCAGCCCAGGUAUGAGGAAGAGACAGACGGCUCAGAGUGUUAAAGGCACCAAUGGUGCAAACAAAAAAGAGGACAUAGGUGUUGCCCACCAGACAGAGUUGAAUCAGAAUGGCACAGCAGAGAGAAAACACCCUGAGAAUGGCGCUGAUGUCGGAGGAACCCCGACGCUCUAUAGCCAGGGGAGGACAGAGGGGAGGAGAUGCAACCUGACAAGCAGAAGUAUGAAUUUAGGUUGGAAAGCGGGGGUAAGAGACCCUCCUCAGAAUGCCAGAGCUGGCACAUCCACAUUGUUAGGUAAAAGAGCAGCUGGAGAUUUUAAAGAACCACGGACAGAAAAUAAGAACAUUUCCAUAGGGAGGACUUGUUCUUUAAAGGGUUUCAAGUAUGCUGUUCCAACUCACACUGAAGGCAAUAGCUCAGUAAAUCAAGACUUUGCUGACAGAGCUAGUAAGGUCAGCACACAUCCGGUCAAAUUCAGGUCUGAGUCUCCACCCCAAGCGGUACAGAGCAUCCAAGAGCGGAUACAGAAACUCUUUGAGUCUGCUGGUGAGACGGCAGUUGGGGGAACCUUUCCCAGGCGGUUCUCUUCGAGCGACGACUACAGUCCAGUGGGGAAAACAGUGGCAUCCAUCUGGGCACCAAAGAAAGUCAACCAUACAAGUACAGAGACUUUAGUUCCUCUUGAGAUAGUCGAGUUCAAUGGGAGAUCAACAGGAACACUGAGGCAAGGGCAGCUAAACAGCAAGUAUUUAGUAGAAGAUAAGUGGGGGAGGGAGACACUGGAUACGGGCACAAAAUCCUUGGACAGGUUCAGGAGCAAAAACACGGCUGCAGCUCGUAUCAGGUCUGCCAGGGCCGCAGCAGGUAUGUCACAGUCCCAAACAAUUGUAGGAGAUACUACAUCCACAUUUCAACAAGAAGGGGCAAUCAUAAACCAAGAAGACUGCAGAGCAGACACGACUGAAAGAAUUAAAGUGCAGGGGAGAACCAAAGAAAGAGAUGAAGCAACAAAACAACAAACUGAACUGAAACGUGGAAUCAAAGAAGGAGAUGUGUUUGAAACAAAUCCAGGGAAGGGUACCCUGCAAUCGACAGAGAGGAAUAUGCUUUCAGAGAGCGGGACUUCUUCAGCCAGUGUGAGAAACAAGAUCAGUCAGUUUGAAGCUCUCACACAGAAAGCAACAAGGCAAGCCCAAAUGUCGAGGAGGACCUUUUCUGUACCCACACAGCUCUACAAAGCCCAGGAGGGAGUGAAGAAGAGUGGGUCCGCCAAAGAUAUUGGUGAGCGAAGCGAUAAGUGGGAGACAAACAAAGAUAGUUGGAUUGAAAAAAGAAAGAAUACAGGAGUAGAGAGAUCUUUAUCGGUGGACGAGACUGGAAUUAGUUUAGGGAAGUCAGAGACAGCUGGAAGUAAUUUAUUCGACAAAAGCAAAAACGACCUCUCAGGGGAUUUAGGUAAAUAUUCCAGCCGCAAGAAAAAGCUACAAAUCCCUCUUAAUGAAAGAGCUCAGCCGGGUUUCUUUUGCUUUGACGAGACAGAUUUCAUCAAACAUUCACCAGCACCAAACACCAAGGACUCAAAUAUAAAAGAUAUGAAAAUGAGCACUGUGUCAUUAACGCGCGGAUCCGACAUGCAGCCAUGGUCACCAUGUGAAAUUUCUUCACCUGUUAGUGACGAUGAAAAGACCCCAACAAACACCCCUCUGAACACCUCGCCUUUUCUUUCACCCGUCAAAGAACCAGAGUCUAUAUUUCCUUUUGGAGAUAAUACAGGCCCUCCUGUCAUUGGACAAGAAAACAAACACAAAAACAGAGACUCUACUCUUCUCCCUCCCACCGCUCUGUCCCAGAACGACGACUCAGACGUCUUCAUAACACAUGAAGACAAAACUGAAGAUAAGGAGUCUCCGCACCUGCCUGCUGACAGGUCUUCCAAAAACAACUGGUCGGAGGUCUUCAACCCAAAUGUCAAGACAGAAUUGCCAAAAGGAAGGAAACAGCUAACUGACCUGAAAGCAUGGAUAGCCGGCCUGGAGCCAGAUUAUAAAUGCUGGGAUGAAUACAUGCAGGAGUCAGAGGAUGAUGAUGAAAGCACGCAGAAGGACAACGAUUCAAACUAUGACUCGGACUCUGGGGAUUCCUCUGUGACCAUAACCAGUAACAUUAGCCAGUCAGACAACAGGAGUUUCAGUGUCAGCCUUUCAGAGUUGUGUAGCUUCUCUGGUGCUGACAACGAAUCGGAUAAUGACAGCGAUGAUUGGGAGCUAUCGGGCAGACGAUCUGUCUCAGUGAGCUCAGAUGUCUCUGUCUUUUCCUGUGUCUCUCUGCUUCCCGCCGAAGAGCUAGACAAGCUAAUAGAUGGCGUCAAGAACCUGGGGGACGAAGCCUUGCAGGACUGCGAUGAUGUGAAUGUGGUGGUUCUUCACAAGGAGGUGGGAGUAGGACUGGGUUUUAGUCUUGCGGGGGGUGUAGACCAAAACAAACCUAUCACGGUUCACAGGGUUUUUAACUCUGGUGUUGCUGCCCAGGAGGGCUCCAUUAGAGAGGGAGACAAGGUUUUGUCCAUCAACGGCACUGCUCUGUCAAAAAGUACUCACUCGGAGGCUCUGAAGAUCCUCCGAAAGACAAAGUCUGAAGCCAUGGCAGUGGUGGUGCUAAGAAAAGGGGACCUCAGAGGUGCCUCAAAGUUGGGAGUGCUAGAAAGCAAUGAGACAGAAACAACAACUCAGUAUGAGACAGGCCAGCGUGUGUGCGUCCAACUACAGAAGAAAAGCAGUGAUCUUGGUUUUAGCCUGCAUGGAGGUGUAGGAUCCAGUGAAGGGAACAGGCCACUCACUGUGCAGUACGUCUUCCAGGGUGGUCCUAGAGACAAGGUGUUCUCUGGUGAUGAGAUUUUAGAAAUUCAAGGUAUCAACGUGGUGAAGAUGACUCGUCUGACGGUGUGGACUUUCAUCAAAACUCUUGCCUCCGGGCCUGUGGAGGUGGUGCUGCGACGCCCGUCUAAACUUACGCAAUCAUGAGGAUUGUCCGGAUGCCUCACUUUGUUUGCAAUUCAGAGAAUGUGGAUCAACCAGAAACUGGAAGCUUUUCAUUUGAGGACAUCAAGUUCUGCCAUGGAAUACAACUUUAAAAAUAAACUACCUGGGAUUUAAAUGCGUAGGAACAAACAGUCAUCAUGACACUGCGCUCAAAUGACGCCUAAAAACCAGGUCAAAGGUGUGGAUUCUUCCCCGUUUCUCUCGUUAUAACAUGAUCUACCUCAAGGCCUGGGAUGUUUCUUGUAUUAAUUUGUAUGAAUGUGUUACACAUUCAUACAGUCAACCAACAUUUAAAGCAUAACAUUUUGUAAAUAUAUAAAAACUUGGCACUUAGAAAACCAACAAUGUGUUUUAUUAUGAAGAAUUGCUUUUAGUGUUGAAAUGUCUUCGUCAUAAAUUAGAGCUAUUUUAUUAAAUUGUGAAUUACUUUUACCACGGUGACAUGAAGAUUAACAUCCUGUUUUAUUUUUUAUUGAUUUAUGUGUCAAUGUUAUUAAUGCAAUUAUAAUUUUAUAUAAAUUAUUAAAUUUUCCUGUGAUUAACAUUUUAUUAACAUUUUAAGGGUUUAUUUAGUCAAAAGAAGCACCUUAUAGUUUUAUAAUGUACAUUUUUGCAGUAUUGUUGUCUCUUUGUUUUAAACACUGUUUUUUUUUGCUGUCGCUGUAAGGCCUGUUGGUGCAGUUUAUUGUAAAAAAAAAACGGUGCGAGUCAGAGGCCUUUGCUUUCUGCUUUUUAGAAAGAGAAAUGUUGACAGAGACUAAAUUUAAGAAAAUGUCAGGAAGAACGACAUUCUUCUUGUGCUAAACAAUACAAAUACUAGAGACAAACAUUACUAAGCACAAUUUAAGUUAACAAAAGUCCAACUUGUAGAAUACCAUUGCAUGUAAAGCACUUGUACAUUCUGAAAUUAAUCAAUAACCAGAUAUUGAUCAUAUUUAAUUGAAAAAAAAAAAACAGAACUUCAACAAAACUGA
Molecule: messenger RNA, 4641 nt
Organism: Fundulus heteroclitus (mummichog)
Lineage: Eukaryota; Metazoa; Chordata; Actinopteri; Cyprinodontiformes; Fundulidae
Exons: 7
Coding region: 530-3649 (1039 amino acids)
Biological process (GO): leukocyte chemotaxis; induction of positive chemotaxis
Molecular function (GO): CD4 receptor binding; cytokine activity
Source: RefSeq, a predicted model, not a curated record